ACACGAGGCAACAGAUGCUGAAGAAUUAAGAAGACCCGGGGCAUUGGAUUGCACUGUCGAGGGUGUUUCAGCCUGGUUGUGACAUGUGACAACAGACUUCGAAUGCACUGCUACCCUGCCCUGCAGCGAGAUGGAUACCGAUCCUCGUCAAGGAUUAUCGAGAUCGCAGGCAUUUUCGAUAAUUGCCAUGUGGGAGAUCAAUGAAAUGCAUGGUCUCACGGAUGUGAUCGCCGAAAGUACUGAUGCAAGGGCCAAGAACAUCUCAAAAAUAAUAUCGGGAGUGAAGCACUAGCACCCCAAACUGCUUUUCGAUCUUUUCCGGUGUUCAACGUCUUGUGCAUGUGUCACUGCUUUGCAGAUUCACAGCCAAACUCCGAUUUCGAUUCAAUCGAGGGUUUCCGCAUUCACCGUAAUUUGUAUAACAACAGUUACUUUGCUCAACCAAGGCAAGAACGAGGGACCCUCACGAUACUUAUUUCGGCGAUAUGGGCGCUGGGUGGUGGUAUAUCUAGUACGAAUACUAUCGGUUUACGUUCACCCAGUUUGCCACUCCCUCAAUCACACCCCUCGAAUAUGAAUCUAGUCUUGAACGAUCACGGUUGGUUGGUCAUCACUUCGGAUCGAUUUCACAGCUAUGUUGCAGUUGCAUCAUUUACUGCAGUGGUAUAUGAUUGGGCUUUAACCUUCGGGCGAGAGGUUGAACUCGUUUGGAGGCAACGUUGGACCCUUAUAACCAUUUUGUACCUCGCCGUACGCUAUGCUGGGAUGCCAUAUGUCGUCAUGUUCAUGCUAGGAAGUCUUCCGUCAGUCCCGCUGACAGAUCUAGUGCGCAAUAUUAUGUUUGUUGUACUAAAUUGUAUGAAUGUGGUAGUUUAUGGCAUGCUGGGCGUCAUCAUGAUCACUCGGUUACAUGCCAUGUAUCAGGGGUCAAGAAGGAUGCUUAUAUUUCUCAUUGUAAUCUUGUUUGUUCUUACAAUGGCCGGCGGAGCGAUUACUACAAUAGGAAUCAACCGUACUAAUUCAAAGGCCGUUUCUGGCAUUCAUCAGUGCACUUAUAAACACGCUGGAGACGUCCGCCUUCUGAUGUCCAUCACUUGGAUACUCCGCAUUAUAUGGGAGGUUCUCGUGAUGUGCCUGGUAGUCUGGAUUGUUGUAAAACAUUUCCGGCAAUUGCGACUAUCAUCGCAAGCCGCAAUCAUCGGAGACUGUUUCAUGAUUUUGAUGAAGACUCACGUGGUGUACUUUGCAAGCUUUGUUGCUGGUUCUUGGAUCGCCCUUGGUUAUUAUUUCUCGACUGUCUCGGACUCCAAAACCAUGGGUUACAAUGGUGCUCUGAACAUCUUCUCGGUCGUGCAGAUGUUCGUGCUGGGACCACGCCUCAUCCUUAAUGUCCGAGGAUAUCAUGCUAAGCUCAUAGCUGAGUCCGAUACAAGAACCAGGAUCCCUCCUCCAAACACCUCCCAGGAGCUGUCAACUAGCGGUCAUGUGUAGCACAGCCAGUGAAAACGCUCCAAGUGACAAACAGGAAGUACAAAGAACUUCUGUUGUCAUGCGGCAGUGACUAGGAUUCAUUGACCGGCUUCCUGAGCUAUUAGCUGCGUCAUCACCCGUACUCAUAAUCGACUUAGCACCUAUGUACUAUUUAAUGUCUGAUCAGUACUUUUUGUUGCGACAUGGAGUCAUGGACAUUGAACAGCACUAUACGGAGAUGGACGAUAUAAAGUUUUACUAUCCUAGAUCACGUUAUCUC
Suillus bovinus is the source of this 1750-nucleotide messenger RNA. RefSeq lists its product as uncharacterized. The transcript has 14 exons. NCBI's taxonomy places the organism in Eukaryota, Fungi, Basidiomycota, Agaricomycetes, Boletales, Suillaceae. The record is from RefSeq and is a predicted model, not a curated record. Bases 340 to 1491 code for a protein of 383 amino acids.